Messenger RNA from Kuraishia capsulata CBS 1993, 1980 nucleotides. RefSeq lists its product as uncharacterized. The coding region runs from base 1 to 1980 and encodes 659 amino acids. Gene Ontology annotation, biological process: amine metabolic process. The record is from RefSeq and is a predicted model, not a curated record. Gene Ontology annotation, molecular function: primary methylamine oxidase activity; copper ion binding; quinone binding. NCBI's taxonomy places the organism in Eukaryota, Fungi, Ascomycota, Pichiomycetes, Pichiales, Pichiaceae. The transcript has a single exon.
AUGGCUCCACAUCCCUUCGAUGCCAUCUCCCCAGGGGAGAUGCAACUGGCCUCCAAGCUUAUCAAGGACACUUACAGCUCCGAGAAGCCUCACUUUGUCCAGAUGGACCGUGUGGAUCCACCUAAGAAGGACAUGCUCAUUUACCUCGAGGCUGAAAAGAAGGGCUACAAGCUGCCUGCCAUCCCAAGAAUUGUCCAGGCCUACUAUUACAUUGGUGUUGAAUUAAAGAAGGCAUUGGUGAACGUUUCCUUUGGCCAUGUCAUCACCAUAGCUGAUACUCCAAAGGGAACCGUCGGUCCUAUUCUGCCAGAAGACAUGAUCGCUCUGGAGGAUCUGGCCAUGGAACAUCCUAUUGUCAAGGCUGAAAUUGCCAAGUUGCAGCUUCCAGACAACAUUGUCGUUAGAUCGGACCCAUGGAUCUACGGUACUGACGAUGACAACGAGGACAGGUUCCUCGUUCAGUUUUUCAUGUACUUGGCCGAUGCCACGCACUCCGAAUCGAAUCAUUACUCUUUGCCAUUGAAGUUCUGUCCUGUAUUUGAGGCUUUGACCCAAGAAUUCAUCAGAAUCGACUAUCUUCCAUCGGGUGUUGACUCUACCGUUACUGCUACCAUGAAGUGGGAGCCCAAGCCAAUCAUCGAGUACCACCCAGAUUUGAACGGUGAAUCGCUUAGAGACAUCAAGCCAUUGCUGGUUUCCCAGCCAGAGGGCCCAUCUUUUGAAAUAGAUGGCUCCAAGGUCAAAUGGCAGGGCUGGGAGUUUGUCGUGGCUCCUAACGUUAGAGAAGGUUUUGCCAUUUACGAUGUGAGCUUCAAGGGAAGGUCAAUUAUGUACAGACUGGCUUUAUCCGAGAUGACCGUUCCAUAUGGUGACCCAAGAGCGCCUUUCCACAGAAAACAGGCAUUUGACCUGGGUGACUGUGGAUUUGGAACCAACGGUAACCACCUGUCUCUCGGUUGCGACUGUCUCGGAGUCAUCAAGUACAAGGACUGUUACAGAUGCAACGGAGAUGGUGAGCCUGUGUUGAUGCCUAACACUGUUUGUAUGCACGAGCAGGACUACGGAUUGUUGUACAAGCAUGUGAACUACAGAACCAACGGGGCCGUUGUUGCCAGAAGACGUGAGUUUGUGGUCCAGACCAUUGCUACCGUUGCCAACUACGAGUACAUCGUGAACAUUGUCUUCGACCAGGCCGGACAAAUUUCUAUCCAGGUCAGGGCUACAGGAAUUUUGUCCACUACUCCUCUUGAUGACGAUUCCGAGGUUCCAAGCUUUGCAACCCGUGUCGGACCAGGUGUCAUGGCUCCAUUCCACCAGCACAUGCUCUCUUUCAGAAUUGACCCUGCCAUUGAUGGCCACAGCAACUCGGUCGCCUACGACGAUGUUUUGCAGAUGGCCCCUCACACCAAGGAGAACCCCCACAGUGUUGGAUUUUACUCUCAGCGUACAUUUGUUGAGAAGUCUGGCUCCAUUGCCCAGAACCCAUGGACCAACCGUGCCUACAAGAUUGUCAACGAGAACGUGAUCAACCCAACGACAAAGAAGCCUGUUGCCUAUAAAGUUGCCCUUCCAGCACGUAACAUGAUCCUCGGUCAUCCAGACAGUUUCACCUACAAGCGUGCCCACUUUGCUACCGAGCAGAUCUGGGUCACCAAGUACAGAGACAACCAGCUGUAUGCCUCCGGCGAGUUCACCAACCAAUCGCAUGUCGACACUGGUCUUAAGGAGUGGGCCAACGGUGAUGACAGUGUGAGAAACGAGGAUAUCGUUGUUUGGGCCACUCUUGGUUUCACUCACGUUCCAAGAUCUGAGGACUUCCCAGUUAUGCCUGUUGAGAUCCACCAGAUUGACUUGGUUCCUUAUGGUUUCUUUGAGCACAACCCAGCUCUGGACAUUCCCCAGGCUAACAACCGUUUUAACAAGUCUGUUUUGGUUAAGGACGGUCAAGCCGGCUCGUGCUGCAGCAAGAGUGCUCUCUAG